Molecule: messenger RNA, 811 nt
Organism: Lycium barbarum (goji berry)
Lineage: Eukaryota; Viridiplantae; Streptophyta; Magnoliopsida; Solanales; Solanaceae
Product: MFP1 attachment factor 1-like
Exons: 1
Coding region: 138-677 (179 amino acids)
Biological process (GO): mitotic cell cycle; lateral root development
Source: RefSeq, a predicted model, not a curated record
CAAAACUCAGCACUCAGCUCUCUUCUGUCUUCAUAAUACAUACUCGCAGUAAAAUAAUCACAUUAAUUUUGUGUCUCCAUUCUCAAUUAAACAGACCCUUUAAUUUUGUCGUUCAUUAUCAUUUUCCUGUUUUCAAAAUGUCCGACAACAUGGAUGAACAAGCAAGUCACAUGAACCAGCAAACCCAAGAAGAAGCAGAAUCCAAACCAGCAACCGUGUCCGAAAAGGAAACACCUCAGGCAGAAGAAUCAACGGAGAAAAAGGCAAUGAACAUUUCGUUCAGUAUUUGGCCACCAACACAACGCACUCGUGACGCGGUUACGAAUAGGCUAAUCGAAACCCUAUCAACGCCUUCUAUACUCUCCAAGCGGUACGGCACAUUUCCCCAUGAGGAGGCAUCGGAGACUGCUAAGGCUAUAGAAGAAGAGGCCUUCAAUGCUGCAGGAUCAUCUUCCUCUGGGGAUGAUGAUGACGGCGUUAAGAUCCUUCAGGAUUACUCUAAGCAGAUUAGUAAACGCAUGCUUGAUGUCGUUAAGUCCAGAUCUACUACUGCUGCUGCUGCUCAGGCUGACACCAAACCAUCAGAAAAUGAUCCCUCUGCUGCUGCUGCUGCUGAGGCUGAGACCAAACCAUCAGAAAAUGAGCCCUCUGCUGCUUCCCCUGAAAAUGAAUCUUGAAAUUUCCAUUUAGUGUUAUUUAUUCCCAUCUAGGUCUUGUUAAAUUUUGACUUUUCUUUAUGCUGUGUAUGGACUAUUUACAUCUUUUUGAUAUACUAUAAUAAAUGUUAGUAGAUCCUAGACAUUGUGAUUUA